GCCUGAGCGAGGCCGAGGGGGGCAGGGGCUCUCCCUCACCCUCCCCACACUCUUUUUUUAAAAAAAUAAGUAACUUGCCGAGGAGAGAAAACGCUUUCCGGAUUGACCCUCUCCGGCCGCCGUGCCUCGGUUUUCCUGUGCGGGGAGGGGAGGGAGGAGCGGGAGGCGGCGGCGGCGGCAGCGCCAUGGCUGACGCGGCGGCGGCCGCGACCCUUUCCGAGUCCGGCUGGUACCUGUCAGAUGAAGGGAUUGAGGCUUGCACAAACUCAUCUGAAAAAGUCAACAUCAAUGAUAUUAUCCUGAUUGCACUUAAUACAGACUUGAGAGCCAUUGGCAAGAAGUUCCUCCCAAGCGACAUCAAUGGCGGAAAAGUAGAAAAGUCUGAACACCCCUCCUGGAACAAAAAUUAAGCUGCUGGGAAUCGUGGAAGUGAAAAAUGGCUUUCUCCUUCUGGAUGACAGCAACACGGUGGUUCUUGGAGGGGAAGUGGAGCACCUGAUAGAAAAAUGGGAGUUGCAAAGGACCAAGACUUUUGGAGGCGGUGGAAGUAACACCAGAAGCAACCUCAGUUUGAAUGCAGGAGGGAAUCGAAGCAGAGACGUAUUCCAGAAAGAGAAGAUGAAGCCUGAAGGAAAAAAUGAAGGUGUCUAUCGUGAAUUGGUGGAUGAAAAGGCUCUCAAACACAUAACAGAAAUGGGCUUUAGCAAGGAAGCCGCCCGGCAGGCACUCAUGGAUAAUAGCAACAACCUUGAAGCGGCAUUAAAUUUCCUCCUCAACAGCAAUAAACAAGCCACCGCUCAAGGACCAGCCGCUAGAGGAAAAGGAAAGGGGAGAGGCCGAAUAAGACCUGAAGAUGAGGAAGAACUUGGAAACGCCAGGCCAUCUGCUCCAAGCACUUUGUUUGACUUUCUCGAGUCCAAAAUGGGUACUCUCGCAGUAGAAGAACCAAAGGCACGGGUGGCAUUGCAGCAUCACGGACACCAGAGAGUGCCCAACGCUGAGCAGAACGGCGUAAAAAUACAAAACCAUCCAAGAUACGUUUCUCGAAACGAACCCCGGCAGCCGAGGAACGAGAAGCCGCCGCGCUUUCAAAGAGAUAGUCAAAACGCAAGACACAACACGGACGGAAGCGGAAUGCCGAGAAGCCGGCCUUCCGAAAGGCAGAAUUCCCUGGGCCCCGAUCAGUGGACCGAAGAGAAAAACAAGUGCGAUAGACUUUACCCUCGGAAAGAUUUUGGAUACCCUACAGCCGGUCAUCCGGGGGACCUUCCAUUCAAGAGGAGGGAGACCCCCGUGCAGAACAGGCCGGGGAAAAUCGGGUCGCUCGUGGAAAUGAAAGAGAACUCUGCCGGCCACGAUCCAACCGACAACAACCACAAGAAACAAGGAAGUCAGAUCCAUCACCCCAACAAUUUCUGCGAUAGGAAAACGUUGAUCCUAGCGAAUGAUUCUUUUGCUGGCUUAAAAAACGAGCAGCCAUUUGGUUUGCCCGUAGACUACCCGAAUCCGGUUAGAACUGAUCCCUUUUGUUCCAUACCAAACGGCGAUUUGGAACAUUUCCCCAAAGGGAGGCGGGUCGGACCGAUUAAAAUGCCUCCCCAAAAUAUGGCCAUGCCCUUUGAUGUCAAAAUGUACUAUGACUCCGGUCCCAAAAAGCGAUCUGGGCCCAUCAAGCCGGAAAAAACGUUGGAGCCGCCUGUUUCGGGAGAGUACGAGAAAAGUUGGCAACCGGGGGACGAGUGUUUUGCUCUUUAUUGGGAAGACAACAAGUUUUAUCGGGCAGAAAUCGAAGCUCUCCAUUCUUCUGGGACAACUGCUGUUGUUAAAUUUUGUGACUAUGGAAACUAUGAAGAAGUGUUAUUAUGCAACAUCAGGCCUGUUCAAGCUGACACCUGG
This is a messenger RNA of Thamnophis sirtalis, 1896 nucleotides long. NCBI's taxonomy places the organism in Eukaryota, Metazoa, Chordata, Lepidosauria, Squamata, Natricidae. The record is from RefSeq and is a predicted model, not a curated record.